Zychaea mexicana is the source of this 1736-nucleotide messenger RNA. RefSeq names its product dynactin p62 family-domain-containing protein. The transcript has 8 exons. The record is from RefSeq and is a predicted model, not a curated record. The coding region runs from base 217 to 1611 and encodes 464 amino acids. Gene Ontology annotation, cellular component: dynactin complex. NCBI's taxonomy places the organism in Eukaryota, Fungi, Mucoromycota, Mucoromycetes, Mucorales, Lichtheimiaceae.
UGUCCAAGAUGAGAUUGUCUCGUAUUACUGUCCCAACUGUCUAUUCGAGGUGCCGACAGCGAGUGUGAAGAGUGAAAAGAACAGGUAAAACACUGGGUCUGUGGGAUGAUUGGAAAGGGUACUACACAUACGCGCGCAAAAGGGUGUUAGGGUGGAACGCACAGGGCGCGCGCGCGCGCGCGCUCCCGCUCACUCGCGUAUAGAGUACCUGACACCAUGCCUUAUCUCGCUCGCUCAAUUCCCCCCCCCAAAAAAAAAAAACAAAAUAGAUGUGCACGCAAUUGCUUCCAAUGCCCCAUAUGUCAAAAUACCCUGUCAGUAGUUGCAGCACAAGAAGCAACGCCAUCCAGCACACCUGCGUCUGCUGGACCCUAUUUCCUGUCAUGCAACGUCUGCCGUUGGAAUUCAAAAGAGAUUGACAUGACGUUUGAAAAACCUACCAGUCUUGCAUUGCAAUUGCAAAAGACCGAGGAAACUUUGCCGGAUGCCAAGGAAUUCGAUAACUUGAAAGAUCAUUUGGAAAAGCAUUUGCGUUUGAACGUACCACCAACAUUACCAACGAGUUUCCUGUCAUUUUCAAGCUCAGGUGCAUUCAGUAAGAUGAUGGGCAGUCAUUUGCAUCACGACGCUCAGUCGCAGCAAGGAAAACUCGACGAUCUUGGUGCAUAUGAACCUAGUGUCCAUGUCCCAGAUGACGAUGCUAAGCUUGUGGAUCAUCUCAUGUCUUUGCGGAGUGUGGAUCAAGUUUCGACCUUAUCACAACGGUUUAGUCAGCUGCACGAUCAACCUUAUCAACUCAGCCAAAUACACCCUCAACGUAUUCAUCUUUGCAUAAAGCGAUCAAAGCGAUGUCGAACGUGCAGGCACAUUUUGAUCAAACCGGAACAGAAAGCUCAAGCAACACGAUUUAAAAUCAAGCUAGUGGCCAUGAAUUAUAUCCCCACUAUUAGCAUCGUCAAGUUACCCAGGAAAACAUGGCCUCUGCAGCAAGGCAUCCCCACACAGUUCGUUUUAAAAUUCACAAACCCACUUUAUGAAGAAAUGAGCAUCACGUUAGCAACACCUCAAAUGCAAGAAACACCAGGGUCAAAGGAGGGUGCUACUACCGCUACUGCUACUGAGCAACAACAACAGCAGCAGCAACAGCACGGGGACGAAGCGCAGAUCCGAGGCAAGGUGACCUUGCUUUCUCCUCAUUUCACUGUGGGUGCAUAUAAUGAAACGAUCGAAUAUGACGACGAGAUGUACCCUACAGGGUCCAAUAUGCGCGGACGAUCUGCAUUCGGCGGUGGGGGUUUAUCAUCCUCUUGGGCGGAUGGUGUCCAUGAAAAGAGAAACAAUUACACCAGUAUCAUUGUAGAAGUGAUUCCUGAGAAAACCGGUGAAUUCACGUUCCCCUUGCUGGUAACCUAUAAUUACAAAUCAGACGAAGACCGUAUGGACGUUUCGUCAGGCGAUAUUGAUGAAGAGGAUAUUGAGGACGUGGAUGCAGACGAUGUUUCAUCCAGAAAGGCCAAUUCAUCCAUGCGAUUAGAUGAUGAUAGGAUCAAGAGUUACUCGUUUUGGUGUCUAAUUGGUUUAGGACAAGUCACCAGUGCAGAAUCGAUAUAAAUCAUCCUUUCUUUAAUAUAUAUAUGAUAUUCAUUUUUAUACACAAUAUUUAUAUAUGUAAUGCUCAUCGCUUUGUUUAAAAAAAAAGAAAUAGUUGUAGUUUUGUUUUGGGACGAAGAGGAUUA